AUGCAUCCAGACGUACAGUCGUUAAAGAUAUGCAUCUUGGGUGCAGGCAUGGGCGGGCUCACGUGUGCCCUCGCCCUAGCACGCGCCGGGUUCAACAACAUCACCAUCUUCGAGGUGGCAUCGAACCUCGGAUUUGUCGGGGCAGGCAUCCAGAUGGCACCCAACAUGGCUCGGAUUCUCGACCGGCUAGGCGUUUGGGACGACAUCUUCAAGGACGCCGUGGUUCUCAACGAGACCAGCAUCCGCCAAGGAUCUACAGACACCGAACUCGGACACGUCGACCUGAGAUACAUCAAGGAGGCGUACCAAUACCCGCACACAGUAGGUCAUCGCGCGACCUUGGCAAGCGAGCUGUACAACGGCUGCAAGCGAGAAUCCGACAAGAUCAAAUUCGAGUUCGGCACGACGUGUGAAAACGUGAGGUUUGGCGCCAAACCCUCCUUCACCGCGGUCCCUCGCCACCAGGGCGUCCCCUACGAGGUGGAGUGCGACGUCCUCCUGGGUGCCGACGGGGUCAAGUCGAACACGCGCGUUGCGAUGCUGAGAGAGCUCAACGUCGAGGCCGAAGUCAAGGACACGGCGCAAGCGGCGUACCGAAUCAUGCUCACGCGCGAGCAGCUGUCGUCGGACCCGGAACUGCUCGCGCUCAUCGACGCGGACAAGGUGAUCCGCUGGAUCGGCGAGAAGCGCCACAUCAUCGCGUACCCGGUGUCGUCGAAGCAGAUCUACAACCUCUCGACGACGCAGCCGGACGUGAAUUUUGCCGCCGCACCCUCGGCGACCUACACCACCAAGGGAUCCAAGAAGGCCAUGCUGGACGUCUUUGGGGACUUUUGCCCCAUGAUCCACCGCAUGCUGGACCUUGUGCCGGAGGGCGAGGUGUGCGAGUGGAAACUGAGAGUGCACGCGCCCCUGCCGACGUGGGUUCACGGGAGCGUGGCGCUCGUCGGUGACGCUUGCCACCCGACUCUACCUCACAUGGCGCAGGGGGCGGCCCAGGCGAUCGAGGACGCCGGUGUGAUAGCCGUAGUGCUGGCGGCGCUCCCGUCGGGUGCUGGGCCAUCUGAGAUCAACCAAGCGCUGAAGAUUUACGAACAGGUUCGCAAGGAGCGCGCAGAGACACUGGUCGAGUUGGCCGCCGCGAGUGGGAGGGCGUUGCAUCUCGGUGAAGGCAAGGCGAAGGAAGAGAGAGAUAAGCAGUUCGCGGCGUUGAAAGAGGGAAAGGGUCCUGUGCCUGAUAAAUGGGCCGAUGCAGAUAUACAGAAGAUGGUCUACGGUGUUGACUGUAUGGAAGAAGCCGAGAAGAUUGUCAGAGGAUACUCCUUUUCGAGGGAUUCUUGA
This is a messenger RNA of Exophiala spinifera, 1341 nucleotides long. RefSeq lists its product as uncharacterized. Gene Ontology annotation, molecular function: FAD binding; monooxygenase activity. The coding region runs from base 1 to 1341 and encodes 446 amino acids. The record is from RefSeq and is a predicted model, not a curated record. The transcript has a single exon. Gene Ontology annotation, biological process: secondary metabolite biosynthetic process. NCBI's taxonomy places the organism in Eukaryota, Fungi, Ascomycota, Eurotiomycetes, Chaetothyriales, Herpotrichiellaceae.